CGAACCUAUCGGACGUGUUCGACUGAUAACUCGUCAGAUAAUUUUUUUUAUUUUUUUGUAUUUUUAGCAAAAAAAUAACAAUAUUGUUGCCACUUGAACGAAAAAAAAGUACAAUAGAAGAAAAAGUUGAACCUUUUUCCGAACAAAACCAACAAAGUGUGAAAAGAAUUUUUGAAUGAUGUAAAUGAGAUGAAAUUAAAUUUCACAAAGAAUUAAAAGGAAAAGUGAAAAAUUAACGAAAUUUUGUAAGAAAAUACCAAAAAAAGAGUAAAAAUGACUGAAACAGUUCCAUGCAGAGGCAGCAUCCUCGGAAGUCUUCUUCCCGCGCGUUACAUUUUAGCCGUUCUGGGAUGCAUCGCUAUGGCCAUUGUCUAUGGGUUGAAGGUAAAUUUGAGUGUUGCGAUGGUUGCCAUGUUGAACCAUUCAGCACUCGCGCACGGAGCAUCGCAUCACGAAGCAGCUGUCGCCGAUCCAAAUGCCGAGGAAGCCUGCAAAGCCCCCGGAAAUGCCACAGAAACAAUGGAAGAUGGACCAUUCGACUGGAGCGAACCCUUACAAGGCACAAUUUUAAGUUGUUACUUCUGGGGAUACUUUGUUUCGCAAAUGCCCGGAGCCAGAAUUGCUGAAUUGUUCUCCGCGAAAUGGGUUAUGUUCUUUUCCGUCGCCAUUAAUGUCGUUUGUGCGCUUUUGACGCCGUUGGCUGCUGAAAUGCAUUACGUUGCGAUGAUUGUGAUGCGUAUCGGACAAGGAAUUGGAGGAGGAGUAACUUUUCCCGCCAUGCACGUGAUGUUGUCAAAUUGGGCGCCCCCUAGCGAGAGAUCCGUAAUGUCGGCGAUCACGUAUGCCGGAACUGCAUUGGGAACUGUCAUAAGUAUGUUCCUUGCGGGAAUUAUCGCUGGCACGUUGGGAUGGGAGGCAGUUUUCUACGUGAUGGGCGGUUUGGCGUCAAUUUGGUUGUUUUUGUGGGUUUGGUUGAUUCAAGAUACGCCCGCGAAACAAGCGCUCAUGAGUCAGGAGGAACGUGACAUGAUCAUUAAUGGUUUGGCAGGCGGCGAAGCAACUGCUGUCGCUGAUCCGCAUGGCGGAGGCGCAAAACCCAAAGGUCCCGUGCCAUGGGGAAAAAUUUUCACCUCCGGACCCUUUUUGGCGAUUCUCAUUGCUCACACGUGCUCGAAUUGGGGAUGGUACAUGUUGCUUAUCGAGUUGCCGUUCUACAUGAAACAAGUUUUGGCAUUCAAUAUCAAGGAAAAUGCGGUCGUUACGGCAAUUCCCUUCCUCACGAUGUGGUUCUUCAGCAUGGUUUUGAGCAAAACGCUCGAUACGUUGCGCGGCAAAGGCAUGAUUACGACGACGACGGCUCGUAAAGUUGGUACUUUCUUCGCGUCGUUUGUGCCAAUGUGUUGUCUCUUCGCCCUUUGUUACAUCGGAUGUCAACGAGGACUUGCUGUUAUUCUCAUGGGAGUUGGAAUCACGUCGAUCGGAGGCAUGUUCUGCGGUUUCCUCGCCAAUCAUAUCGAUAUUGCGCCAAAUUAUGCGGGAACUUUGAUGGCAAUCACAAAUACCGUCGCAACAUUGCCCGGAAUUACUGUUCCUGUCUUUGUCGGUCAAAUUACGCAUGGAAAUCAGACAAUUGGCGCAUGGCGAGUCAUUUUCCUUGUGACAGUCGCUUUGUAUGUCGUCGAAAUUUUGGCUUACAUGUUCAUGGGAAGCGGCGAGGAACAAGCUUGGAAUAAGCCACAAACGAAUCGCUCGACCGGAGUCGAAAACGGCGAAGGAGGAGAAGUUACGCCCUUGAAUGUGAGAGAAAAUAAGAACAAAACGUACGAUAAUUAAUGGAAAAUAUCCGGAGAAAUCAAUUAAAUGUCUAAAUAAAAAUGAAAACUGAAUGUAGAACUCAUCACUGUUAGAUUAGGACAAAAAAAAAUAACAAGAAGACAUAUUAAAUGUGCUGCCAUCUCCUUCAGUUCUUUUCGAAAAAGCUUUAAAAAUUACCGAAUAUUUUAAGAAAAUAGCUUUAGAUGUCACUUUUAUGUUUUACGUAAUUAUUUACAAUAGAAACUCAAAAAAUGCACAUUUCUGUAAAAAAAAUUACAAAUUUAUUUUAAUAUUUUGUUAGAAUUCAAUGAAAAAUAAA
Messenger RNA from Culicoides brevitarsis, 2134 nucleotides. RefSeq names its product sialin (gene MFS3). Gene Ontology annotation, molecular function: transmembrane transporter activity. Bases 274 to 1833 code for a protein of 519 amino acids. The record is from RefSeq and is a predicted model, not a curated record. Gene Ontology annotation, cellular component: membrane. Gene Ontology annotation, biological process: monoatomic anion transport; transmembrane transport. The transcript has 4 exons. NCBI's taxonomy places the organism in Eukaryota, Metazoa, Arthropoda, Insecta, Diptera, Ceratopogonidae.